Molecule: messenger RNA, 861 nt
Organism: Thrips palmi
Lineage: Eukaryota; Metazoa; Arthropoda; Insecta; Thysanoptera; Thripidae
Gene: Arv1
Product: protein ARV1
Exons: 2
Biological process (GO): regulation of plasma membrane sterol distribution; intracellular sterol transport; sterol metabolic process
Cellular component (GO): cortical endoplasmic reticulum; Golgi apparatus
Source: RefSeq, a predicted model, not a curated record
GAGAAAGUCACUACGCGACGCAGGCAGCAGUGGAGCAGAAGCCUGGGAAUGAUUCACCGUUGAAGCGGUUUCGUGUUCGCUUGGCAGUGACGUUCGAGUGCACGGAGGAAAGUCUGACGUCGUGCGGGACGCAGUGCGAUUGAGCAGGUCGCCAUGCCGCCGCCGCCCUCGCCGUCGCCGGCCACGUGCAUCCAGUGUGGCGGCGACGUGCCGCGCCUGUACCGCCAGUACUCGCCCACCGUGCUCAAGGAGACGCGGUGCGCGCACUGCCACCGCGUGGCCGACAAGUACAUCGAGUACGACCCGGUGCUGGUGCUGCUGGACCUGGUGCUGCUGAACCGGCAGGCCAUCCGGCACAUCCUGUACAACACGGCGUUCCGGCACUACUGGAAGCUGUGCGUCGUGAUGGUGCUCAUCGAGGGCUACGUGACGUACUGCGGCGUGCAGGAGGCCCACGACGGGGACCCCUGGCACGGCCUGGCGGCGCCGCUGGACGCGCCGCAGCUGGACGGCGAGCGCCAGUUCUACGUGAUCUGCGUCGAGUCGCUGGUGGCGGCCGCGGCCUUCCUGGCCGUGACGGCGGUGGGGUGCCGCGCGCUGGGCCGCCGCGUGCCGCUGCGCCGCCUCGCCAAGGCCCUGGUGCUGGGCAGCUUCGCCGUGUUCCUCUGGGUGCCCGCGCUCGUCUGGACGCUGCAGGACGGCGGCCCCGCGCGCCGCUGGCUGGACGCCGCCUUCAUCGGCGGCUACACCUUCCUGGGCCUCACGCAGACCGUGUCCGUGCUGUGCUCCGCGCCCAGGCCCGCCGCCGCCCUCGUGGCCGCCCUGGGGCUCGGCGCCAAGGCCGCGGCCCGGAACGCGCUG